GAACAAGCGUCGCAGUUUUUUACGCUGUUGCAGUCCAAAGACAAGUAGUUGUGCCGGAGCACUAGCUUUGCCCUGGACACGCAGUCUGGACGUCUCUGAAGACACCCGCAGAUAUCUUAGCUAUCCUUCGCUGUUCGACAGCUCGGAGCGUCAGUUUUGACAUUAACCGCUAGAUUUAGUUAGCAGACUUGUGAAAAAUGUUGAGUGUCACCAGAAGCGUUUCAAGGACUCUCCCGACAAUGAACUGUAACGUUACAAGAAAUGUGUCCUCUUUGGUUAAGAAGGCAUGCUGGAGUGGCUUCCAACCAGGCACUCUCAGAGCUCUGUCCAGGAGAGAAUAUGCGUCAGAAGCUGUCAAGGGCGCAGUCAUUGGCAUUGACCUGGGAACCACCAACUCAUGUGUGGCAGUCAUGGAGGGGAAACAGGCCAAGGUGUUGGAGAAUGCUGAGGGAGCCAGAACGACUCCAUCAGUCAUCGCCUUCACAGCAGAGGGGGAGCGUCUGGUGGGCAUGCCCGCUAAACGCCAGGCUGUCACCAACCCCCAGAACACACUGUACGCCACCAAGAGACUGAUUGGACGUCGCUUUGACGACCCAGAAGUCCAGAAAGACCUGAAGAACGUCCCCUACAAGAUUGUACGUGCAUCCAACGGUGAUGCUUGGGUGGAGGCUCAUGGGAAAAUGUAUUCCCCCAGCCAGGCUGGAGCCUUCGUCCUGAUGAAGAUGAAGGAGACUGCAGAGAAUUACCUGGGAACCAAAGUGAAGAACGCUGUGGUCACCGUACCAGCCUACUUCAAUGACUCUCAGAGACAGGCUACCAAAGAUGCCGGUCAGAUCGCCGGUCUGAACGUGCUGCGUGUGAUCAACGAGCCAACAGCCGCCGCUCUGGCCUACGGCCUGGACAAAACCCAAGAUAAAAUUAUUGCUGUGUAUGACCUGGGUGGAGGUACGUUUGAUAUCUCCGUCCUGGAGAUCCAGAAGGGGGUUUUUGAGGUGAAGUCCACCAACGGCGACACCUUCCUGGGAGGAGAGGACUUCGACCAGCACCUCCUCAAACACAUCGUCAAGGAGUUCAAGAGAGAGUCUGGUGUGGAUCUGAUGAAAGACAACAUGGCUCUUCAGAGGGUCCGAGAGGCUGCUGAGAAGGCCAAGUGUGAGCUGUCUUCUUCGCUGCAGACUGAUAUCAACCUUCCCUACCUGACCAUGGAUGCAUCUGGUCCCAAACAUCUCAACAUGAAACUGACCCGCUCUCAGUUUGAAGGCAUCGUGGCCGACCUGAUCCGCCGCACCGUGGCUCCCUGUCAGAAGGCCAUGCAAGAUGCCGAGGUGUCCAAGGGUGACAUAGGAGAGGUGCUGCUGGUCGGAGGCAUGUCCCGUAUGCCCAAGGUUCAGCAAACGGUUCAGGACCUGUUCGGACGCGCUCCCAGCAAGUCUGUCAACCCCGAUGAGGCCGUUGCCAUAGGAGCAGCCAUCCAGGGUGGCGUUUUAGCUGGCGAUGUUACCGAUGUGCUGCUGUUGGAUGUGACACCACUGUCUCUGGGUAUCGAGACCCUGGGUGGAGUCUUCACCAAACUCAUCAACAGGAACACCACAAUUCCCACAAAGAAGAGCCAGGUGUUCUCCACAGCAGCUGAUGGACAGACUCAGGUAGAGAUCAAGGUGUGUCAGGGGGAGAGAGAGAUGGCAGCAGACAACAAGGUGCUGGGUCAGUUCACUCUGGUGGGAAUCCCCCCCGCCCCCCGCGGUGUUCCUCAGAUUGAGGUCACCUUCGACAUCGACGCCAACGGCAUCGUCCACGUCUCUGCCAAGGACAAGGGCACAGGCCGGGAACAGCAGAUUGUGAUCCAGUCAUCAGGAGGUCUCAGUAAAGACGACAUCGAGAACAUGGUCAAGAAUGCUGAGAAGUACGCAGAGGAGGACAGGAGGAGGAAGGACCGCGUGGAGGCCGUCAACAUGGCCGAGGGCAUCGUCCAUGACACAGAAUCCAAGAUGGAGGAGUUCAAGGACCAGCUUCCUGCUGAUGAGUGCACCAAGCUGAAGGAGGAGAUCUCAAAGGUCAGGAAUCUUCUGGCCAACAAGGACUCCGAAACAGGAGAGAACAUCAAACAGGCGGCCACCACCCUGCAGCAGGCAUCGCUCAAACUCUUUGAAAUGGCAUACAAGAAGAUGGCGGCAGAGCGGGACAGCAGCGGCAGCUCAGGCUCAUCAGAAGGAGAUAAGAAAGAAGGCCAGCAGUAGACCUUAGCACUUGGGUGGCACGGGGUUUCCAUGACAACAGAGGACCGUCGGGCUCAGGGGGUGGACCGGGUGGGGAGUGGCAGUCUUGAGUGACGAGCUGAAUCUUAGUCAUUCUCACCAUUACAUAUUAUUCUACUGUGUUUUGACAGUACAAUACUCUAGUGAACAGAUCGAUGUCCGUGAUCGCUCCUCCAUGUCCUGUGAUAUCCUGUCUGUUUGUAAUUUAAUUGUCUCCAACAAUGUCAUGUACUUUAUUUUUACCAAGCUGUUAAUUUACAUCCUGAGGUAGUAAAAUGUCUCUUUGUUUGUCUAAGA
Molecule: messenger RNA, 2552 nt
Organism: Micropterus dolomieu (smallmouth bass)
Lineage: Eukaryota; Metazoa; Chordata; Actinopteri; Centrarchiformes; Centrarchidae
Gene: hspa9
Product: heat shock protein 9
Exons: 16
Coding region: 198-2237 (679 amino acids)
Biological process (GO): cellular response to unfolded protein; protein refolding
Cellular component (GO): mitochondrion; cytoplasm
Molecular function (GO): heat shock protein binding; misfolded protein binding; ATP hydrolysis activity
Source: RefSeq, a predicted model, not a curated record